This is a messenger RNA of Bombina bombina (fire-bellied toad), 9604 nucleotides long. It is a transcript of the gene MGAT3, whose product is annotated as beta-1,4-mannosyl-glycoprotein 4-beta-N-acetylglucosaminyltransferase. The coding region runs from base 1384 to 2898 and encodes 504 amino acids. The transcript has 3 exons. Gene Ontology annotation, molecular function: beta-1,4-mannosylglycoprotein 4-beta-N-acetylglucosaminyltransferase activity. NCBI's taxonomy places the organism in Eukaryota, Metazoa, Chordata, Amphibia, Anura, Bombinatoridae. Gene Ontology annotation, biological process: N-acetylglucosamine metabolic process; protein N-linked glycosylation. The record is from RefSeq and is a predicted model, not a curated record. Gene Ontology annotation, cellular component: membrane.
AGCCUGUGUUCCCCAAGCUCAGGGAGAGACAGCCUUAGAUCCCCAACCCAGUGAGAGACGGCCUGUGAUCCCCAUCCCCAGCGAAAGACAGCUUUAGAUCCCCAACCACAGUGAAAGACAGCUUUAGAUCCUCAACCCCAGUGAGAGAGAGUCUUAGAUCCCCAACCCCAGUGAGAGAGAGCCUUAGAUCCCCAACUCCAGUGAGAGAGAGCCUUAGAUCCCCAACUCCAGUGAGAGAGAGCCUUAGAUCCCCAACCCCAGUGAGAGACAGCCUUAAAUCCCCAACCCCAGUGAGAGACAGCCUUAGAUCCCCAACCCCAGUGAGAGACAGCCUUAGAUCCCCAACCCCAGUGAGAGACAGCCUUAGAUCCCCAACCCCAGUGAGAGACAGCCUUAGAUCCCCAACCCCAGUGAGAGACAGCCUUAGAUCCCCAACCCCAGUGAGAGACAGCCUUAGAUCCCCAACCCCAGUGAGAGACAGCCUUAGAUCCCCAACCCCAGUGAGAGACAGCCUUAGAUCCCCAACCUCAGUGAGAGACAUCCUGCUAUCCCCAACCUCAGUGAGAGACAGCCUGUGAUCUCCAAGCCCAGUGAAGGACAGCCUGUGAUCCCCAAGCCCAGUGAAAGACGGCCUGUUAUCCCCAAGCCCAGUGAAAGACAGCCUGUGAUCCCGAACCUCAGUGAGAGACAGCCUUAGAUCCACAACCCCAGUGAGAGACAGCCUGUGAUCCCCAGCCUCAGUGAGAGACAGCCUGUGAUCCCCAGCCUCAGUGAGAGACAGCCUGUGAUCCCCAGCCUCAGUGAGAGACAGCCUGUGAUCCCCAGUCUCGGUGAGAGACAGCCUGUGAUCCCCAGUUUCGUGAGAGACAGCCUGUGAUCCCCAGUCUCGGUGAGAGACAGCCUGUGAUCCCCAGUCUCGGUGAGAGACAGCCUGUGAUCCCCAGUCUCGGUGAGAGACAGCCUGUGAUCCCCAGUCUCGGUGAGAGACAGCCUGUGAUCCCCAGUCUCGGUGAGAGACAGCCUGUGAUCCUGGACCUCGGUGAGAGACAGCCUGAGAUUCCCAACCUCAGUGAGAGACAGCCUGUGAUACCCAGCCUCGGUGAGAGACGGCCUGAGAUCCCCAACCUCAGUGAGAGACGGCCUGAGAUCCCCAACCUCAGUAACAGACUAAGAGACAAACUGAGACCACCUCACUACUGGAACUAACCUGAUUACUUACUACUUGUGGAUUAUAAUUGGAGGCACCUGGUGUGUGCCCAAAGCCCAGAUAUGGGAGAAGAAGCCGGGGGGCUGCCCAGCCUAAGGAGGGGGGCCCGGGCUGUGCCAGGUGCUGAAGCUGCCCGCUAGCCUGAGGGUCCACCAUCUGGCAUACACUGCAAUGGGAUGAAGAUGAGGUGGCACAAGAUGUUCCUCCUGCUUUGCAUGGCCGGACUGUGUCUAAUCUCUGUCCUGCAUUUUCUGAAAGCCCUCUCCUAUGUCUCGUUACCCCGGGAGUUGGUUUCUCUGAGCCCUAAUUUAAUCUCUGGCUUUUUCUGGGAGUCCCGGCCAUUAAAUCCACACAUAGUAGCCAGGUCUGAUGUUGCAAACCAGAUUCUACGCACUCCAGGCUACUACCGCCCACCUCCGCUCCAUCAGAACCAACCAAAACCUCUUCCCUCAAGGGUUGGCGAACAUCGUAUUGAUGACUUGCAUGUGGCUGAAUUUGAGCUCCAGGAAGACACAACAGAGUAUUUUGUGCGCACAAAGUCAGGUGGAGUAUGCUUUAAGCCAGGAACAAAAUCCCUGGACCGUCCACCUUCUGAAAAAUCAGAACGCUCCCCCCCUCGUAAGCAGUCCCCUGGCACUGUACGGCAACAGCAGCAACCAACUCAAAAACGUAGAAAAUGGGUGGACUGUGUGUGUCUACCAGGUUGGCAUGGACCCAGCUGUGGAGUGCCCACUGUUGUACAACACUCCAACCUCCCCACCAAGGAUAGAUUAACACCUCGACUAAAACCACGUCGUGUCAUUAAUGCUAUCAAUAUCAAUCAUGAGUUUGACCUGCUGGAUGUACGGUUUAAUGAACUGGAAGGGGCUGUAGAUGUUUUCCUGGUGUGCGAAUCAAAUUUCACAGCUUAUGGGGAACAACGUCCUCUCUUAUUCCGUCAGAUGCUUCUCAAUGGCACUUUUGAUUACAUAAAAUCCAAGAUUAUCUAUGUUUUCUUGGACCACUUCCCAGAGGGUGGGAGACAAGAUGGCUGGAUAGCAGAUGACUAUCUACGGACAUUUCUCACACGCAAUGGUGUAAGCCGACUGCGUAACCUACGGGAUGAUGACCUCUUUAUAAUUGAUGAUGCUGAUGAGAUCCCUAGCAGAGAGGGGGUGCUCUUCCUCAAGCUUUACGAUGGAUGGACAGAACCCUUUGCCUUCCACAUGCGCAAGUCGCUGUAUGGCUUCUUCUGGAAGCAGCCAGGGACCCUGGAGGUGAUUUCUGGCUGUACCAUUGGAAUGCUGAGAAUAGUGUAUGGCACAGAUGGAAUCCGUUUACGGCGGCGAGAGUACUACACUAUGCCCAAUUUUCGGCAAUAUGAGAACAAGACUGGCCACAUCUUAGUACAGUGGUCCUUAGGAAGUCCAUUGCACUUUGCUGGUUGGCACUGCUCCUGGUGUUUCCCACCAGAGGGCAUUAACUUUAAGCUGAUCUCUGCACAGAAUGGUGACUUUCCUCGAUGGGGAGACUAUGAAGACAAAAGAGACCUCAACUACAUCCGGUGGCUCAUUAAAACUGGGGGUUGGUUUGAUGGGACCAAACAGGAGUAUCCUCCUGCCGACCCCCAUGAGCACAUGUAUGCCCCCAAAUAUAUGAUGGAAAACACUAAACGCUUUGGUUACCUAAUCAAAAACCCCUACAGCAGCUGAGAGGGUGGGGUAGUAUUGCUCAUAUAUUUACCUGUUGAAUUUUCCAACAAAUCCUCUGUACACAUCUUAUCAACCCACUGGAAUGUAAAUGUGCCACUAAACGGAGGUGAAAAUUUACAUAGCGAUGUAAAAUCACUGAACCUCUUGGGAGAUUGUGCUCCCUCUGUGAUUGGCUGCUUACAUGGGUCAUGCCUAAAAAAAAAAAUAAUAUAUAUAUAUAUAUAUAUAUAUAUAUAUAUAUUUAUUUGUGGUAUUGUAACUACUGACUUGGUUCAAGAGAGGCUUUUCACCAGUAGCUUGUGCUUCACUAUCAACGUGGCUUUUGAAGAAGUGUUUGCUUUAUUUCACCAUUACAGAUGAUCAUGGUGCCGUCUAUAAAUAUGAGUAUGACUGUACAUCCACACGGUCAUAAAGUUGUAAAAAAAAUUGUUUUAAAUACCAACUCUGAACAAUGCUGUUUAACAAUAUUUGUUAUCCACUAAUAGACCAGGUCCAUUUGCAGGAGAUGUGAUGUAUAUAUGCAAACUCACACAGGCGUUAUAUAUUCUACCCUAGAUAUGUUUUCUAAUUUUAUAUUCAUUUACACGUCCUUCAUGACUCCCAGAAAUAUCUGUAACCCUGUGUGUGUGAGUUUGCAUAGAAGUCCUCUCUGCACAAAGAGUUUAAUUGAGUGUCACGGCUACUUAGGAACCUGUAUACUCAGCAUUGCGCACUGCAACAUUGUUUUAUUUUAAUUAUUAUUUUUUUUGUUUUCAGGGUGUGACAGAAAAAUCACGAGAAAUGUCUUAUUUAUCUUCUUUUGCACCACUAGAGUUCUAGGGAACUGAUAUUUUUCUUAACUGACUUGCAGCUGUAUGUUAUUGCGCAAUAACCCCUAUAAAUGCCAAAAGUACAGAAUAAUCCAUUCUGCGGGUUAGAUAAAAUUACAGGAAUGGUUUUGCUUAUCAGCGUUUUGCCUCUGAGUCAUACAAGCAAAUACCUAAAUUGUGCAAAUAUACUUAAAUGGAUUUUUACAAGGAAAUUCCCGAAUUUUCUAUCACACAUUUUCAAAAAGUCAAUGUUUUAAAACUUUAAUUGUAUUAUUUGCAUGAAAUAUGAGUGAGCUAAAGAAGUCUAGUAAUAUUACACAUUACCAUGCAGCACAAAGUGUUUUAGCGAGUGGAUUAGUCCUUAUUGAAACCCUGCACAUGUUUUCAGAGCUUGUUUAGGGCGCCAUGUAGCUUUUAAGAUACUGUUUUCAGAAGAAAGGAAAAAAACUGAAACGCAUCUGACAGUACAAACUAAAACCAUUCGGAAAUACUGACUCGUUAAGUGAGAAUGUUUUACAUUGCUUAAAUGGUUCAAUUCAGCAUUUUAUUGCUGCAGAGUAAACUCUUUAGCUUGUGAUGUUCUACAAUGUAACCUGUUACGCAUUUCGCGUGGCCGAUGCUGAAAAGUAAAUUUACAUUUCUAGAUUGAAUAAAUCAUUCAUAUUUCAUGCAAAAAAGAAAAAACUGCGAUAUUUACAACAUUCUCCUUUAAAUAGAAUAUCUAGUGAUAUCAUCAUUCGCUGCUAUCAUGGGGGUCCCUGUUCCAUUUGUGAUAGUCCUUGAGUCUGUUUUGCGCAUAAUGUGCCCUGUUAUUUCCUUGUCUUCAAGUAUCUGAGCUUUCAGUGCUUGAAAAUGAAAUGCUGCUCUCCAGUUCUGUGACCUCUGCUUAGCAACUGGCAUGUUGUCACUUGAACGCCAGAGAUCUAAUUCUGGGCUGUCUCCCUGUGUCACUAUAUUUGUCCAGCAACCGAUUGACUAAUCAGAGUGAAUGCCAAGCCUGACCACUGAUAAUCUGCUUUAAUUCUGCACCCCCAGAAGAAUAUCCCUUGCUGUUGUCACUAUGCAAAUUAUUACAUAAAAACAUUACUCUGCGGGGGGAAAACAGGUGUGUAUCACCCAAGGGCUGCCCCUGUUUACUUGUCACAUGACCUCAUUAAUGUAUUACCCCCCCCAUAUUAAAAUAAACACUUUCUUAAAUGGGUAAAAAAAAAUAAAGGAUAUCUGAGACACUUGUCUGCAAAGUAACGAUGCAUUAAAGGGAUAAUUGUUAUCCAAUUAGUUAAGACUGUCAACCUACACUAAGGGGUUAAACGUACAGUAGAAGUACUGUUUAGGGACCCAAGAGCAGUGCUGAUACCGAGUGGAAACUGCAACAGAUCCAAUCAGCAGCUAGUUGCACUUUUGAGUCGCUGGUGCUUGGAUCAGCAGCGGUUUCAGCUCGGGACCAGCAGUGCUCUGUGGGCCCUGAGCUGUACUUUUACGGUGUGUUUGAUCCCUUUGCAAGUUUGUAGGGUCAUUAGUCUUAAAAUGAAAUGCUCUAAUUAAUUUUAUGGCUAUUAUGGCCUUUUAAAAGCUUUUGCGUAAAAAAAAAAAAGCAGCAUUUUGAAAACCUAUUAUAGAGAAUUUGAAGCUCUCCGGGGAGUGUGGGAAAAAAGCUUUUGUGUAAAAAAAAAAAAAAAAAAAGUUUGUCCUACUCUCCAUUCUAUGCUGUUAUUCUUUUACCUGCAAAUCAGCAGCAUUUUGAAAACCUAUUUUACAGAAUUUGCAGCUCUCCGGGGAGUGUGGGAAAAAGCACAUUUUUAUACAUAAUCAAGAGCUAUUUAAUGUCCUUUUUAAUAAUUUGUUUCCCAAAGGGAGGGGCAACAUAUCAAGUACCACUGCAGAACAGCCGUGUCUGGCAACCGAGGGGGAGGAGCUUUAUACAACAGAUUAUGUUUAAAUUAGCGCCACAAAUUUAUGAUGGGACCCAAUCAUGUUUGCUGUUUAGUUUGUGAAUAAACACAGAUUUGCUGUUGGAUAAAAAUCCAGUUGAAAGCUUGAAAUAACGGAGAGGGAGAAUUUAACCAAUCAGAUAUCGAAUUCUUUUAGCCAAUGUGUCAUUUAUAUUUAUUGACCCCGAAGAUUUUUUGUACCAUAAAUGUUACUUAAUUUUUAAUGUGGAAUUUGCACAUUUUUUUUAAAGGGGAAAUGUCAUCAAGAUUCCAGCGUGUAAGUGCUAUGAAUAUCAAAUGACUUAUGUCUGUUGUAUAACAGGAAAACCUGAAUUUGUUGAUUCCUGAUCUAUAAAAUCAGAAAAACACAGAUACAACUUGCUACAAUGUCACUUGGGCUUAGGAAUCUGUUUACGUUGACAUUAUACCUGCAGUGAUUUGAAGGGAUUAAACCACAAGGCUGCAGCUUCCAGUACUGGCAAAUAUUAAUAUACGUGGAUAUUCCACUUGGUAGAACAGAUUAAUCCUGAUGUUUCCAAAAGCAAAAAAUAUGUGCAAUAUGCGACUCUUCUCUGGCAGAGCAGCGUGGGAAUUACAGUUGGCAUUAUAAUCGCUUGUUAUCUUACAGACAUGGCACUUGGUAUAAUAAAGGACCCAGGAUCAUAGGGGAAAAAAGUGAAGGCUUUUAGUAGCUUGUUAGGGUUACAGGACAAAGCCCGUAGUGUGGGCAUCUGGGCAUUAAUCUCUUACCCCGCUUGGGCAGGUUAGGGACAUUUGUUAUUGACUACUGAGGUAGGGUUGCCAUUUAUAAACAGAUUUAUUUUCCUGAUAUGAAUUGGGGAAUAAGGAGGCUCCGCCAGCUGCUAGAUUAACUGUAGCAAUGUUCCAGAAGUCAUUAUGGCUGCCAUAGUAAGACAGCCAAUAGGAAAGUGCCACAUCAUAUUGGUGGGGUGUCUUUAUAUAUUUAUGGUGAAUCCUUUGCAACUAGAUAAUUACAGAGAUUUCUUGUAAAUAUAGUUAUGGCUAAAGAUCUCUGAGUUCAAUGAGCAAGGUCAUCCUUUCCAGUGUGUGUUAUGGCAUGAACAUAAUUCACUAACAUUUGGUGAGUUACCUCAGACUUCGGUUAAAUAUCUGCAUAGGAUAACAUAGGAAUCAGAGACAUUUGCCUCACUCGAAUGUUCUUUGAAAACAAUUAGUGAGUCUUGGUUACAGGACUCCAUGAUCAAUAAUUCACAUAGGCUAUAAACUCAAAUUCACUAACAGAUGUUACAGACAGGGUACUGUGCUUUAGUCUACGUGUGUCUGUGGCACCCCUGGUUAACGCCUUUGCACUCACACUCAUUUACUUGUGCGCAGUAGUGCAUAUUAUUGGACAUCUACAUUGACACAUUUUCUGUAUAUUAUUUGAGUACAGCUGUAGGUCCCCAGUUUAAUAUAUUUGGGCACAACUAAGGGUCCCCAGUUUAAUAUAAUAUAUGGGCACAGCUAACCGUCUUUAGUCUCUGCAUACUCUAAGCAAGCUGUGCCCCCCCCCCAGUUUAUUAUAAUAUUUGGGCAAAGCUAAGAGUCCCCUUUUUCUGUGUACUAUUUAAGCACAAUUGUAGGUCCCCAUUUAGUUUAGUAUUUGGGCACAGCUAAGGGUCCCCAGUUUCUGUUUACUAUUUGGGCACAGAUAAGUGUCCCCAGUUUCUGCAUACUCUAAGCAAGCUUUGGGCCCCCAGUUUAGUAUAAUGUUUGGGCACAGCUUUGGGUCCCCAGUUUUUCUGUACUAUUUGGUUACAGAUGUGGGUCCCCAGUUUUUCUGUACUAUUUGGGUACAGAUGUGGGUCCCCAGUUUCUGUGUACUAUACUGUGGGUCCCCAGUUUAGUAUAUGUGGGUACAGCUAAGGUUUCUGUGUACUCUUUGGAAACUGCUCCAGGCCUCAUGGUCUAGCUGCCUGCUGGAGAUAAUCUGGACCUAUCUGGCAACCCUACAGUCUAUUAAGCAAAAAGGGAAUUUUAUCACUUUAGAGGGAAGGAAUCUGAUUACUACUGAAAGGGAAGCAGCUAUUCAGCUCUGCUUGUUUUCUUCACAUUCUGUUCUGCGUUUCCCCUGGCUCAGUCCCAGCUCUUCAGCUUGAAUCCGCAGUGUCACCGCAUAGGUCCCAAAGUGAGCCAGUGGCACAAACCCUUUGCCUGCCGGGUGCCAGCAUAACUAGGCCGAGGGGCAGUCUGAUGGAAGGGGCUAACAGCUGGGGCAUCUAGUAACUAGAGCGAAAUAGGCAAAACCUGUGAACUGGAUACAAAUAAAAAAAAAGUAAAGCCCAUCUCCAAAUGAAACUGGUGCAGGAUACAAUGUACGGUGCUGCUGUUAGCAAAACAAAUCUGAAUUUCUCCAAAAUAAAGGAAAAAUGCAAAAUGUUUUCAUAUGAUAUGUAAUUGUAAUGGAAAAAGGGAUGUGCUUGUAGCUAAUGUAAAUAUUUCCAACUAUGCUGUAUAAAAAAAUGUUUCUGUAUAUAUGCCUGUACCUUUGUGUAUAUAGGAUAUCGAUUCACCAUUGCCGGAAUGUACAUAUCUUAUUCAUGUUUUGAUAAUGGCAAGUUACUUAAUGUGAAUAGAUUGGAUGGAAAUGACGGUGUUUACAUAUAUUUAUUACUUUAUAUGACACUUUGAACCCGUCUCUCUAGGGUCCUAUAUGUGACACAAGCAAAUAAAAAAAAAAAAACAUGGAAUUGUGAGCACUAAAUAUGUAUAUUUUUCAAGAUAUUCACAAAUAAAUUCACAGAGCAAUGUAUGAGGCCCAUUAUGUUUAUUUACCCGGUCUAUAGACGCUAUUUGCCCCAGACAGCUAAGUGAUUUAAAGCUGCACAUUCGCAAUAUGUCGCUGGCAUUGGUUUUUGCUAAUGUUAUGUGGCAGUAAGAUCUGUGACUUUCUAUAGUGACUUUGAUGUUAAAUACAAGAAAGCACUUUUUGUCACUAAUAUCUGUGGGGAUUUUUGGGGUUACACCGUGCACCUAUGUGUUGUAACCAGAUCACGUUUAGGCCAGUAACUGUCACAGUUCUGUAAUUAAACUGUCUGAAGCUUUAUUUUGUAACCAUCUCAGACUCAGAUUAAAGGGACAUUAUACACUAGAUUUUUCUUUGCAUAAAUGUUUUGUAGAUGAUCCAUUUAUACAGCCCAUACAGUUUUUUGUUUGUUUUUUAAAUCGAUAGUUUUGCUUAUUUUUAAAUAACAUUGUUCUGAUUUUCAAGCCCCAGAGUUUUAGGAGAAUACCAACGUAUACCUACUCCAGCUUGCUCCUGUUUGUGUAAAGAGUCUUUUCAUAUGCAGAGGAAGGGGGAGUGUCUGCUAUUUCCCACUUACAGUGGAUGUUCCAGUAACCUUUUAAACAGAGCUAAACUGAGAGCUUCUAAGUAAGUUUUUUAAUUGGUUUUAUACUGGAUUUAUAGUGGUGUCUAUUACAUGCAGUUAUAUGAAAAUUUGUGCAUACUGUCCCUUUAAUCCAUAUGGCGUAGCCUUUCUAGUCAUGCUAAGGUAUUUUUAAGAGACCGCAAGAGGACCACUUCAUCUUGAAAUUUACCUCUGAUCGAUUUUUUAUUUUUUUAAUUCUACUUAGGGAAAAGGGAAAAAAAUAUAAAAAUAUAUAUACACAGAUACAUAAAAUAUAUGGAUUGACUCUAAAAAUCAAUAAAAGGUACUGUGAAACAUGAAUUCAUUUUUAUUUAUACAUUUACUCAAAGAUCUAUUCUUUUUAAUAAAAUGUGCAAAAAUAUAAAAAAGGAAAUUUUAAGGGUAUAGGUGAGAAGGCUAAAAAAAAUUGCACUAUUUAAAAAUCUAUAAAAAAAUCAUUUGUGGUUGAAUAAUCCCUUUCUGAUGUGAAUAAAUGUGUUUUUGUUGAGACUUUAGGAACUCUUUGUGUGUUCCUGUGCACAAACUGUAAUCGGAGGCAUUUUUCUCCCUCAUUAAUAAAAGGGUAUCUGACGGA